AUGACAUCAGAUAAAGAAAUAGAAUUAAAUGAAACACAGUUAAAAGUUAGUUCUGUUCUUAAUAAAGAUAAUAAAAAUUAUGGAAAGAAAAAUUUAAUUGAUGGUAGUGAAGAAACUUGUUGGAAUUCGGAAGCAGGUUCAUCACAAUGGAUACAAAUUACUCCUACAAAUUCUUUUUCUUUAAAUAGUAUUGCUAUUGAAUUUCAAGGAGGUUUUGCAGCAAAACGAUUUGUUAUUGAAUAUCGUCAAGAAAAUGGAACAUUUACAUCUAUUGCAGAAUUUUAUCCGGAUGAUCAUGGCAAAUUACAAGUCUUUCGUCUUCCAACACCGUUUACAAUUGAUCAAAGUCCAUUUCGUUUAACAUUCUAUGAUAGUUAUGAUACAUUUGGGAGAAUUAUUAUUUAUGUUUUGAAAAUUUAUGAAAAUAAAUAA
Messenger RNA from Adineta steineri, 432 nucleotides. The record is from the annotation of a GenBank genome assembly. Lineage: Eukaryota; Metazoa; Rotifera; Eurotatoria; Adinetida; Adinetidae.